Gregarina niphandrodes is the source of this 1836-nucleotide messenger RNA. RefSeq lists its product as hypothetical. Bases 1 to 1836 code for a protein of 611 amino acids. The transcript has a single exon. The record is from RefSeq and is a predicted model, not a curated record. NCBI's taxonomy places the organism in Eukaryota, Apicomplexa, Conoidasida, Eugregarinorida, Gregarinidae.
AUGGAGCGUUGCCACUCGCUGGAUGGGACCACGGUUCCCAAUUUUGGGCGGCGGUUGGCGGCCAGUUCCGAGGGCGAGGUCGAGGACUUCAUGUCAGAGGUCGUAGGGACCUCGGUAGUGCCGGCGCCGAUGCAAUGUUGUUUUCGAUUAGAAUCUCCUAGUCGAGUGUCGCUGCGUCUGUUUCUGACGGUGGCGUUGCAAUGUGUAUCACGCCUGGCUGAACACCCGCGAUGGCGCGACCCGCGGGCUCCAACGCCGGUGCCGAGAGAGGGGACGAUGGACCCGACCAAGUUGCCGCUGUUGGUGGCGAAGGAGCAGAUCCAGUUCUACGCGUGUGCGCCACGUGUGCAGGUUCGACUAGAUGACGCAGCACGCUACGCCGCUCUCGUACCCGGCGACUGGAUCGCCAAAGACUGGUGGACCGUGGACCCUGCCUCAAGCCGAGUGCCCGGUAGUCCGGUCUCAAGCCGAGUGCCCGGUAGUCCGGUCUCAAGCCGAGUGCCAGGUAGUCCGGUCUCAAGCCGAGUGCCGGGUAGUCCGGUCUCAAGCCGAGUGCCGGGUAGUCCGGUCUCAAGCCGCGGUGUAGGACGGUGCCCGUCGGAGCGGCACGCAGUGGCGUUGGCGCAGGCUGCGUUGUUGGACUUGGCGCGUACAGUGCGUGCGGGCGAGGCCACUCGAUGCGGUCCCCCGGGGUAUCAGCAGGAGGACUUUUUACAGAGUCUCCGGCGGUCGUUGGGGACAUUCCAGCAGUUGGCAACGGAGUUGGCGCGCGCCUUUCUGUGGCAGGUCCCGCUCGGCCAGGACGCAGAGGAGACGUUGAAUGCCCAGGAGGUCGGAUUCGAACGCCUGACCCAACGGUACUGGUUCGGACUCUGUCGCCCGAUGCUUGAACGCUACCCUUCGCGUCAAAUCGGCACACUUCGCACGGAAUUGCACGCGUGCGCGCACUGCACACCGAACGCCUGGGCAGACUUCACUGCCGUCGACGGAUGCCUCCACAGCCGCUGUAACUCCGUCGGCUGCUGGCGCACCGGCGCCUGGCUCGAGGAAGCCACGAAAGCCGCCAGCCGCGUUCGCGCAGCGGCCCUUUCUCAACACGUCAGCACCGCCCAACUGCCAUGGGGCGCCACCUGGUUGCCCUGGCGCCGUCAUCGCCUCUUCGCCCACACUUCGGACCGCGUCUCCCACGGGGACUCGACUUCCCACUCCGACCUGGUUUCUCACUGCGACCUUGGUGCCUACUCUGACUCAGUUUCCGCAGCCGGGUUCGCCCCCGAGAUCUGCGGAGACGGGGUCUGCGCGCCCGGUGUCUGCGUGCCCGGGGUCUGCGACCCCGGGGUCUGCGACCCCGCGGCCGGGGCAGAGGCGGGGGAACAGAGGUACGUCUGUCGUGCGGCAGACGACCGGAUCCGGCAUGGACGCGUGAUCAGUCUACGCGCGUUAGUAGCUGGUUGUCGAUUGACGCGUGAGUUGGUAGACAGUUUGCAGCGUGCCGCGCGCACAUAUUGCAAACGCGCCGCAUGCUUGGCACGGAAGCGCGGAACGCGACCGGGUACCGGUUGGUACGUAGGUUGCUACGACCAGGUCUACGUUACCCUCGAGUUCGACCGACAAGACUGUCUCAUUUGCGCCGGGUCCCAUCCACUUCUUGGCGUCAAGACAAAACUCGGCCUUCUCCUAACACCUGAAUGUCUCAAAGCCUCUUCCGAAGAAGAGGCCGAAAGUAGGGAAGCUGCCUUCUUCGAACGCGUCCGCACCGAUGCCUGCUGCCGAGAAUACCUACCCCCCGAAGACACCCCGACCACUCACUGCAGCGCCUCUCGCCUAUGUUUUUAG